Gryllus bimaculatus (two-spotted cricket) is the source of this 6191-nucleotide messenger RNA. The record is from the annotation of a GenBank genome assembly. Lineage: Eukaryota; Metazoa; Arthropoda; Insecta; Orthoptera; Gryllidae.
CUACAUACAAUGGAUGUAUAAUUAAAAGGACAGUCGUCCUUGUUAUAGUUCAUUUAUUAAAUUUUUGGAAAAGCGAUGGAAAUUUUCAUAAAUGGUUUACACUGUAUAUUCGCGAACUUCGACAUUGGUGCAAAUGUUCUAUUCGAGGAGUACAAUCAACGCACAUGAUUACGUCUUCUCUGCACUAUGUAUAGGGAGAUUUAAUUUUUUGCUGAUGAUCACCUGAUCACCUGGUGGCCGUGAUGGUAGUGUGUAUAGUACAGUUUAUCUGAAAAUAUAAUUUCCAAUAGCAAAGAGCCCUGGAACAUCGUGUCUCUUUAAUUUUCAGGAGAUAACAAUUCUGAUCAGCACAUUAGCCAAUCUGGGGUCGAAGUGAAAGCAUGGGUGCAAAGAAGAAAGGUGCUGGUGACAAACGCAAAGCUUCACACAGUAAUGAUAACCAAAAAUCCUCUGGGUCAUCAGCUAAUGCACAAAAUCAACAUGCUGUUACCCUGAGUGAUAACGUAGAGCAGGACUUUCUCCAGUUUACUAAAGAUCAGCUUAAAACGGAACUGAAGAAAAGAGGUUUAAAGACUUCUGGCAAUAAGACCGAACUGUUACAGAGAUUAGGGAACACAAUGGCAGCAACAACAGUUAAAAGGAAACCGGACAGUGGCCACUUCAAUGGUGAUACAAAAUCCAACAAAUUAUCUCAACAAAGUAUUAUAUCAAGGGAACAAGAGAAGCAAGAAAGGGAAAGACUUGUUUUAUGGAGGCAACCAAUAUUAACUGUAAAAUAUUUUGCAAAGGAGCUCCUUCAUAAUUCUUAUAUCUAUGGCUCAAAGCUCCUUUUGUACAAAAAGGUAGUUGGAAUUGCUGUUCUAGUCUUGAGUUUUAUUGUUGUUCUCCUUAAUGUUGCUGGACCACAUCAACAAUACAUUGCAGCCUUGCGCAGCAAAGCAGUGUGGUGUUUAUAUUGGAUAGGAUUGGGUGUUCUAUCUUCAGUGGGGCUUGGAACUGGACUGCACACAUUUUUGUUGUAUCUUGGUCCACAUAUUGCUGCUGUAACGUUGGCUGCAUAUGAAUGUGGAAAGGAAAACGACCCUCAGUGGGGUGCAAGUAUUUUGAAUAUUAUGUCCAAAGUAAGGUUGGAAGCUAUGAUGUGGGGAGCAGGAACUGCUCUAGGUGAAUUGCCUCCAUAUUUUAUGGCACGGGCUGCUCGUCUCUCAGGCUAUGACCCUGAUGAUGAAGAUGAUUUACGAGAGUUUGAAGAAUUACAACGAAAGAAAAACAAUCCCCAACAAAUGACUUCCUUAGAUGCUGCAAAGCUUUUUAUUGAAAGGAUGGUUGAGAAAGUGGGCUUUUUUGGCAUCCUCGCUUGUGCCUCAAUUCCAAAUCCAUUGUUUGAUUUGGCUGGAAUCACUUGUGGCCAUUUUCUGGUCCCCUUCUGGACCUUUUUUGGUGCAACACUAAUUGGAAAGGCUGUGAUAAAAAUGCACAUACAAAAAAUGUUUGUUAUAAUUGCAUUUAAUGAGACGUUGGUUGAAAAUGCUGUUGCCUUCAUGGCAUUAAUUCCAUACGUAGGCUCCAGGCUACAACAGCCAUUCAAAGAAUUUUUGGAGAAACAAAAAUUAAAACUUCAUCGAAGAUCUGAUGUUGAACUACCUGCUGAAAGCAACCUUUUAGCAGCAAUUUUUGAGAAGUUUGUUGUUGCAAUGAUUUUAUACUUUGUUGUGUCAAUAGUGAACUCCCUGGCUCAGAGUCACCAUAAACGUCUUCACAAAAAAGUUAAAGGAGCUUCUAAAAGAGCCACUGAUUGACGGAGAGCUGUAGGAUUAGUGAUCUGUUAUAAAAGGAAUAAAAUUUGAAGACAGGAACCCCAAUAACAAAAAAAUAUAAAUGUUUGUUAUCAAUGUACAGAAGAUCAGGUACCUCCAGAUGGAAGCAAGGCAGAUAAAGGUGGGGUAGGGCAGAGGGAAGAUACAGUAGAAUAGAUGGAUGACAGCUCCGCCCAAGGACAAGAAUAGAUGGAAUUCUUCUUCCUGACUUAUAAAUUAUGAUAUAUACCCGAGCAAACUAGUAUGCUAUAUAAAGUCACAGAAUUUCUGUUUGUUUUGUGGACAUUUGAUAAUUAGCUUAUAAUAAAGCUCGUAAUUAAAAAUGAGUUUUCAUAAACUUCCUAGCCUUGGUUAUUAUGGUGCUAGUAGAAAACAUCCUUCGCAAAAGCAUGAACAAUUACAAAGCGUUUUAUUUCUACUAUUAAUUUUGCAGAUCUGUUCUCUGAAGAUUAAAGAAACCCUUAAAUUUAUUCCCUAGUAAAUGGAAAGAAAAAUAAGUUCUUUUCUUUUCAUUUCGUUUCUUUUUCUCAUAUUAAUAUGAAGCGUUUGCCAAUGAAAAUAUCUUAACAUUCCAAACAUAAUCUUUAAUUUUUCAAUAGUUAUUAUUGAGAUAUUCCCAUUUAUUUUUUAUAUAGUAAUAAUUGUAGAAAUCUGCCUCCUGUUCAAUUCUUUGACAAAUGAUGCAAUUUCUUAUUAGUAAUUUCAUUAUAUUGAUUUGUUUGACACUAGGAACUUAAUUGCGUUGUCAGUAUUUUUUACUACAUUUCAAUGCUUCAAAUCAUGAAUUCAUACUAACUCAUGAAAGGAACUAGCCUCUAAGUUGGUAUUAAUUCAAAAAAUAGAUUUUGGUAAUGAAGUUAAACUUUCUAUGUGUUGUUAUGAUUAGUAAAUGUAAUUAUGUUGUCUAUUUUGUCUUAAGGUAGUGUUCAUCUGUGAUAGAUUGUGUUUAACAUUGUUAUUUAUUGGAAAACGUGGACUAAUGCUCAUUCUGGUGAAGAAAUAAUCCUUUAAAAAAUGUUGGGAAGUGUGCAUUAACAUUACUAUGUAAUGUGAACCAGAAAUAAUUUUUAAAUUUUAUAUAGCAUGACUUUCAUGAUAAGAACUGUUUAUGCAUAUUUUGGCUUCAGUGAUACUUCUUUUAACAUUAAGAUGCACAACUUUAUUUUUUACUUGUUAUUUAUAAGCAAUUCAUUCAUUGUUAAAAAUGCAAAUUAUGACUUGAUUGUUUCUUUUCAACAUCCUUCAUAUUUUAGUUGUCUUCGAACAUUGAAGUGUAAAAAAGGCGUUACAUAAAAAAUUCAGAUGGUUUGAAUUCAAUUCGGUUAAAGAACAAUUGAAAACUGUACACCCAUCAGCACAUGCUAUUGUAACGGAUAAUGAAAUGAUGGUGAUGAUUUCCUGAAGAGUGCUGAAAAAUAUAGAUCAAAUAAUGAUCCCUCUGAAAAUAAACAUGAGUACUAGCUUUUGUAUCAUAAUAUUUUUAAAAUCUGAUAAAAUUCAAAGUUCUCUUAACAUAUUAAGAGUACUCUUAAAAUAUUUUUUUAAAUAUGCAGACUUAAACGUGAUAUUUGUGCUAAUUCCAAUAUUUGGCUACUAGAAUAAAUUUUAAAUUUUUAUUUUUUUGUUAUUUCAGAAUAAAAUGUUUGUAUCAGGAAGUAAAUUAUAAGUUCCAAUUACAGUUAGUCAUUACUUGUAGCUCUUCUUUCUGGAUUUUUAUCAAGGUUCAUUUUGAAUAAUUAAACCUCUUUUGUUAAGGAUAGGUGGUUCUUCUACUCCCUAAGUUUGUUAUAUCAUCUAAUUGAGGCCUUCUAGUGUAGUAUCUUGAAAGAAACUUAUACUUGUUCUCUUAUUUAUAAAGACUUACUAUUAAGAAACGUGUAUGCUAUUCCAUUUCUUCCUUGCAGAGAAUGUUCUCAAUAAUGUACAGUGUGCCAGGAACGUCUCUUGGCAGUGGAGCCUUGCCGGUGAGGUGCUUCCAAUAAAAAUGAGGUUUGGUAGCAGGAGCUCCAGCUUGUAACCUCUAUCAGAUACUGGAAGUGUUCUUCUCAUUUAUUUCUCAUUGAUCUUAUUACCAGUAUAAAUGCAAUUUUUAAUAGGAGGCCUUGAUUCGGCUCGGUGCAGAGAGACUUUCCUGGUGCACUAUCAUGUAAGGAGUAUUAGAAAGUCCUUACUCUUGUUCUUCCUAAAUAAGAAAGUAGGAAGUAUUGUUUUGGCCAGCAAAACUUGAAGAGUCUUUUUUUUCUAUCAUUUUUAGGCGAGUUUUAGGCAGUUCUUUCUCUCUGAAAAAUGGCAAUGCUUUUGUACUUCUGAAUUGUAUUUAUUUUACAGUACCAACUUUUACAUUUUUAUUCUCAUUUUGGCCAAUCUCUGUGAAUGCAUUUUAUUAUAAAUCGAUUUGAAAAGUGUGACCUGCAAGAGAAUGAAAUUGCCAUUUUCCUUUUGUUACAUAUUUAAAAGAACCCACCCAUUCCUAUGUUCAGAAUUCCAUUUGUAUUAUUUUUAUAUUUAUUGUAGUACUUUAGCUAAAUGCUCAUCUGAUCAAGUAUUCAUGAAAAUCAGAGAAGACAUUGGUAUGUUUGUUCCUGGAGUGUUAUGGAUUCCCUUUCUUUUUUCUAAUAAGAUAAUGUAAACCAAAUUUCUGUAGAGUGGUCCAAAAGAAUUUGUUAACUUUUAUUUUUGAUUUAUGAAACUAUCUAUAUAUGCUACAGGAUUGUUAUAAAAGACAAAUGUGAUAAGUUUCUUUACAUAAUUUAAAACACUGUGAAAUGUUAAGUAUUUUACACUUGUAAAUAUCCAUGUUAAUAAGAAUAUAAGUAUUUAAAGGAGGGAAAGUAAUUAACAUUGCACCAGAGAUCUAAAGAAGUCAUUGUGAUGUAUCAACUGCUGAAUGAAAAUUAUUGAUAUUACUUAGUUUUUCCUUCCUACAAAUUUUUUUUAGAGCGGUAUUUAAUCUCGAACAACACUGAUUCUUUUGGACUAAGCUGUGAUGUAAUCUAUACUAGAUUGAAGAUACGCUAUUUGGAAUACCAAAGUAGCCUAUGCAUGAAAUGUUUCUCACAAAUCGGUGUGUGUAAAUUCACAGCAUAUCAUGUAUCAGGAAUAAGCAAAGAGCAGUUAAAUGAAGUGUCAAUAAUUAUUAGCUCAUCAUUUUGCAAAUUAGAAGAAAUCAGAUUUUAUAUAUUAAUGUUAAGUUAUGUGCUCAUUUUCUUGGGGGUUUCUAUGUAUGGGUUUUCUCCUUUAUGCCAAAGUGUAUAUCCUUUCCGAGUUUUGUGAGUAGUCACCUAGGAUGCACUUAGAAUACUUAAAAACAAGUGUGCCUUUUUUGAUGUUGGUAAAUUUUUGGUGCAAGUUGUUUUAAUUGUGUGACCAUUCUGUGAAGUAUACAUAAUUGUUUGUACCACUUAUUCCCAAGACAGUCUCAUUCCAUUGUUUGUUUUUAUUUUUAUUUUAACUUGCCGUUGAUUUUUUUCUGUGUGGUUGUUAACCCUUGAACUGCCAUAAGGCAUCAAUAUAUUAUCAUCCUGAAUGGAUAGGAAGGAAUGUUGAGGUUUUGUUGGGUUUUUAUUGAAAGUUAUGGAUGUUAUUUUAUUGUCAGUAUGGUUGUGCUGAAUUGAAAUUAGGGACUGACAUGACAUCAAAUUAUUUGCAUCAAUACACUUCACUAGUUGUACAAAUUCAACCGUAGCUAUUAUCAUCAAAUCAUGUUGGGGUUUCCUGAUCUUCAGAGUACAUGAUUCUUAAUACUGAGCCAUUCUUUUGGCAGAAGUGUACUCUCAUUAUUUGAAACUCUUGAGGUUUAUUUUUAUUGUAUGAAUCAUUGUGUUUGGAAUAAAAAUUCUAGCCCAAUAAUCAUAAAAGGUUAAGUUGUGAAUAACUACCAUUCAGAUUGUAACCUUUCAUUUUCAUAUUGUCCAAUCAGUGUGUGGCUUAUGCUAUACAAAGGAGCCACUUAUUAAUAUCAAAUAAGAUUGUACUCUGCAGGUUGGGAAUGGUUUCUUCAUUAUGCAGCGACCCUGUAGAUAACUUAGUGCAAAAGGCAGCUGCUUUUUGAACUAAUGUCAGGACUUGAUAGUGAAGUUUACUCAUUCCUGUAAUAUUUGAAAUAACUGUGUGCAGAACGACCUAAUGUUUUGUUGCAGGCAGUUGAAGGGUUGAUCACAACAGGCCAUUCAAUUUACAUAGCUUCAUUUCUAAGGAAAUUGCAUACAAAAUGUGCCAAUUAGUAUUAUUAGAUAUUUUAAAAUUAUAUAACCUAAUUCUAUCCAUUUUUGAAAUACGUCAGAUUUACGACCAUUGUGUAAAAUCAUGUACUAAAAAAGUAGAAAAUCCUGUAUCUAAAUAUUUUGUAUCAAAUUUUCAUAAAUGUUAUAAAAU